Molecule: messenger RNA, 5050 nt
Organism: Leptidea sinapis
Lineage: Eukaryota; Metazoa; Arthropoda; Insecta; Lepidoptera; Pieridae
Gene: Nt5b
Product: cytosolic purine 5'-nucleotidase
Exons: 14
Coding region: 339-2066 (575 amino acids)
Molecular function (GO): 5'-nucleotidase activity
Source: RefSeq, a predicted model, not a curated record
CAGAUUGACGCAGUCUACGCCUAAACGUCGUACAUUGACGACGCCACCUUUCGUUACGGUCUGUUCAAUUUAAUCGUCGCGAUUAUCGUAUGGUGUCGUUGUAACAAAUCGGCCAUUCAAUAUAGUGUGUUUGUGAUUAGCGUAUUGUGCAAUUUUGUAUUUGUCAUUGAUUAUGACUCAGAGAAGUGCUUUAGAAUAAGGACUGUUUAUAAAACAUCGUGGGAGUUGAACAUUAUUGAUGCCAGUAUAACUAUCAGUGAUAAAUACACAAGUUUUUUUGGAUAUAAUUGUACUCCAGAGCCUGUGACUCAAUAGAAUCUAAGUCUAAGUGGAGUGUCAUGAGGUACCACGAGGUCAUGGCGAAUGGAACAUCAGAAUACUCACCGGUGAUGACGAAUGGUUCUUCGUAUGGAAAGGGAGAUAGAUAUACAGCUGCUCCCAAUGAGAUCUUCGUCAACAGAUCGCUGCAUUUGGAGAAUGUCAAGUUCUACGGCUUCGACAUGGACUACACUCUGGCCGAGUACAAAUCGCCUCAGUAUGAAACACUAGGUUUCAAUUUGACAAAAGAGAGGCUGGUCCACAAAGGUUACCCAGAAGAGAUUCUCGAAUUUGAAUACGACCCGUCGUUUCCCGUAAGGGGCCUCUGGUUUGACACAUUAUACGGCAACUUGUUGAAAGUGGAUGCUUAUGGUAAUAUACUAGUCUGUGUACAUGGAUUUGAAUUUCUUAAACACUCGCAAGUGUACGAAUUGUAUCCAAACAAAUUCUUAACGUUAGAUGAAUCUAGAGUGUAUGUAUUGAACACCUUGUUCAAUUUACCGGAGACAUAUUUAAUAGCCUGUCUUAUAGACUUCUUCACAAACUCACCGCAAUAUACCAGGGUCAAAAAUGGCGUUCGCUGUGGCGACCUGGCGAUGUCUUUCAACUCAAUAUUCCAAGACGUCAGAAGCGCCGUCGACUACGUCCACAUCCACGGCGACCUGAAGAAGAAGACCAUUGAGAAUCUGGAUUUGUAUUUGAAGAAGGACGAGAGGCUGCCGAUGUUCCUCGCCCGGAUACGCGAGAGCGGAGCGAAAGUGUUCAUAUUGACGAACAGCGAUUACAACUUCACCGACAAAAUUAUGAAUUAUCUGUUUGACUUCCCGCAUGGGGCCAAGGCGGGCGAACCACACAGAAACUGGAGGACCUACUUCGACUGGAUAGUGGUAGACGCCAAGAAGCCGUUGUUCUUCGGCGAGGGAACCACUCUGCGUCAAGUUGACACCCGGACAGGAGCGCUGAAGAUGGGACACCAUGUGGGGCCUUUACACGAGGGACUUGUUUACUCGGGCGGUUCAUGCGACGUAUUCACGGAACUGAUAAGCGCGAAGGGCAAGGACGUGCUAUACGUCGGUGACCACAUCUUCGGCGACAUCCUCAAGUCGAAGAAGAUAGGCGGCUGGCGCACCUUCCUUAUCGUGCCCGAACUGGUGCAGGAGUUGCAUGUAUGGACAGACAAGUGCCAAUUGUUCGCGCAACUGCAAAACUUGGAUAUACAGCUCGGCGAUAUGUACAAAGACCUAGACUCAAGCACGAAGGAGAAGCCCGAUAUAUCGAAGCUGCGUGCGUCUAUUCGUGACGUCACACACAAAAUGGACCUCGCGUACGGAAUGCUCGGCUCAUUGUUCCGCUCCGGAUCUCGGCAAACAUUCUUCUCAUCACAGGUGGUGAGGUACGCGGACCUGUACGCCGCGUCGUUCCUCAACCUGAUGUACUACCCGUUCUGCUACAUGUUCCGCGCGCCCGCCAUGUUGAUGCCUCACGAGUCCACCGUCGCUCACGAGCAGCGCUUCACAGUGGACACGCCCACUAUCGACAGGUCUCGUCUAGUGAACGCGGUCGGGCGAGUCCCUGCCAACAUCGCGGAAGUAACUUCAUUAGAGAGCGAUUCUGCACUGGAUCUUAAUAAUGAUUUGAAGGCCCAGACGUCGGUGCCGCACGUACGACCCGAGACCCCGCGUCGGCUCACGCACACUCACGACGAGGACUGUUCCGACGACGAGGACCUCAAACAUGCCCACAAGUAAACCGACGGCCUGACGGAGAUGUCGUUAAAACAUUAAUAGACUACAUUUUGUAGGUACAAAGCAAUCUUGUUGACUAUAAAUUUAUCGAGCUUUACAUACUAAACCAUAGUAGGUCGGCUUUGUGCUGUUCAGUUAUUUCCUUUGCCAAUAUUUUAGUUUUAUAUUGACCAUAUAAAUUAUCAUAUUUUGUAUAGUUUCAUCUCUGGGUUGAAUUCGAUUUGAUUGAUUAUUGAUUCGGUCAACGCCGGGAAGUCUAGGUUUAACAUUUCCGCCUCUGAAUCUGAAAUCUGUUCAGAACUCGGAGUUGAAAUAUAUCAGUUGCUUAUCUAUACAUAUAAGUAAAAUUGGAGUUCUGUAUUUUUCACUAUAUGUAUAUGAAUAUAUAUAUGUAAUUUUUGUGUCUGUUUAUUCCGGCUAAUCUCUGAAAUGGCUGAACCGAUUUUGAUCGGACCUUUAUUGGCAGGUAGCUGGUGUAAUAAAAGAGUAACAAAGUUCAAAUUCGUACGAAUUUCUACUUUCUACAUUCGUAAAAAUUAUUUUAUUUUAGAAAAAUAAAGUAAUGUUGCAAAGUCCGAGAAACGGUUUAACUCUAAAAAUAAUUUAUAUGGCAAAGCAACGUUUGCCGGGUCAGCUAGUCAUUUAUUUAAUGAAUAAUGACAGACCUAAAUCUAACAUCAAGUCGAACCCAUAUUCUUCGCUUGAUGGCCAACUAAAACUCGAGAAUACUUUAAUGUAUUUAAUGCUAUAUCGAUAAAUUAAUCAUGAUUGCAACCUAGAGUUGAAUCAGGGGACUUAUCAUGAAAAAAUAAAGUUAAAAUCACCGAAGAGUAUCAGUUCACUGAGCCUUUUCACAAAAUUCUAUAAAUCUUGAAGUCAAUUUACCGAAAGUCAAAUUAUUGUAAGUCUAAAAUGAAACAAUAAUAUCGUGCGAAACACGAAACUCAAAGAACUUUUGUUUUUUUUUUAAUUUGGUGUCUUGUUAUAAUUUGGCUAUGUUGAUUUUGUGUUAAGAAAUGUUCUAUUAUGUUGCUAUUGUUGAUAUAUUUUAUAUGUGACUAAUUAUAAGUUUUGUAUGUAAGAAUAUAUUUUAUUAUUGUUAUAAUCUGUUCGCCGUUUGUUGGUAAAACUAUUAAGUCAGGUUUUAAACUCAUUAGAAAUUGCUUUUCGUUAAUAAUAUUUACUGUUAUCGAGUUUCACUGCCUUGCGCUUGACAACAGCUGUGGCCCUCGUACCACAAAACUCAGCACGACAAUUGGACGUAGUUCCUGAAAAAAGUUCCAGGCCACAAACAUCAUAUUUUAAGAAAUUCGUGUUUAAUGUUUAAUAAAUAUUAGUGUAUUUCAAACAUGAGGGUUGGGCUAGAGUAAGUCACGAUGUCAUAUAAAGAGUGACAAUAGGGCUAUAAUUUUUUGUCAGGUGGUUUUUUGUCAGGAGGUUUUACAGGUAAUAAACCGACGCGAUAUUUAUCAACUCUCGGCAAACGGAAAAUAGAAUGUUUCAUUUAAUUUGCCAUUUAAUGAUGUACUGUGAGUGCGAUUAAUGAUUAGAAUAUUUAAAAAUAAUGAUUAUUCAUCAGAAUUAAUACAAUUAAUUAACAAUGUCUAGUGUACAUUCGAUUGACAAUCUCUAUUAUUAAAAUAAAAAGUUAACUUGUAGAUAGUUUACACUUGGCAAAUGCGAUACUCGAUUCAUAGAUGCAGAUUUUGUGUUUUACCAAAGUUGUGUGUUGAGAAUUCCUACUUAGCCGCAUCGUAUAAACGAGGCAUAACAUUUAGAAGGGUUUUUAUAUUAAAAUUAUAUAUAAUCUCAAUUAUAUUAAUAUAAAUAUUAUUAUUAUUGAGUCACUUUAAAAGCGCUAACCAACUGUGGGUAUUUAUGUGUUAUAUUUAGACGACAUAAUUUUACCUUGUAAGAAAUUAUCUAAUAAUAAUAAGUACCUCUCAAAAGUGUUUGAAAUUAUCUUAGAUUUUAAACUGAAACUAAAUUUAAAUCAUGUAUUACAUAUGUACAUAUACGUAAACAUGAUGAUUUUUUCAUCGGUGAUGACGAAUCAUCUCUGGCGAGUUCUGUGUGAAUGAGGCCUAAUUUAACGGAUUUUUUUCUGUUAUUUCUAAACCACAUUCUUUAAUGUUGUUCAAAAUUAUUGCUGCAAAUUAAUUAUAAUCGAUUGCAAACAGCAAUCGGGACGCCACAAAUUAGGAUAUCACCCCCAUCAUCGGGAUGUGGGGCGGUCCACCAAAGUGCGGUUUUCAAGGAACUUUCUUCAACGUACAAACAAACUAUGGAAUAAGCGUUGUUUUCAGGACGAUACGACAUAGGCACCUGCGGAAAAAGCGCGUACAUCCUUCUAAAGUCGGCAUUGCUCCUGCGAUUCCUCUGGUGGUGCUAAAGAACUGCUUGUGGGCGGCGGUGAUCACUUAACAUCUGGUGAACAGCACGCUCCCUGUCUUCCAAAAAAAAAUACAGUCUUAUCUUUGGAUAGUCUGAGUUGAGUAAUAAGAUUUAUAGCAAUGAUUUUUUUAAUAAUAAAACCCUUAAAUACAGACAAUACAAUGUAAUGUUUACACUAAACCCCUUAUUCAUAAUGGUCCGCUAACUUAAAACAGCCGCUAAGGAGUGUUUUUUCUCAUUCUAACUUAGUUCAAUAGAAGACAGAGUGAAAAUUAGCAAUGCUUUAAGUUAGCAGACUAUUAUGAAUAAGGGGGUAAAAGUAUUGUGUAUUGAUAAAGCCUGCAAGAAUUGGUAACAAGUAAUAUUUUAUUCUUUGAAUUUGAGUAUCGAGCCUGCGGGUGUGAGAUCGACUGAAAUGCACAUGUAUUGUAUGUAAUUCGUGUUUAUAGAAGUAUAGCUGUAGUUAGAAGUAUUGUCUAAAACGCCGCAAUGGGCAAAAUGUAUGUGAUUAUAUAUGACUAGUGAUUUUUCAAUUUUUACACAAUACAAAUUAUAUUAUAGUAUGAUGUAAUUGAAAUAUAUAAUAACAAUUU